GAAGGAGCUGUGAUAGUAAAGGGAGCAGAGCUGGGGAAUAGCAGUCCUGGUCUGAUCUCUAGCUUCUGCGUGCAGUACCUCUGCCCUGCCUUCCUACCUAGAGUCCAGGAAAUGGGAUCAGCCUCCUCAUCUGCCUAUGUACCAAAGAUUAUCCACUUGGAGAAAGACAAUGUGACACACAAGGUAAUGUUCAGCAGACACUGCAGACCCAGUGACAUUAAAGAGCUGUUAUGUACAACUGUUGGUCUCACCAGGAACACCUUGAUCAUGCUCGUGGACCAAAACAAUGCGAUUAUAUCCAUAGAUCCAACUAUGCCAACUAACUCAGCAAGUUCUCCUUACAGAGUGGUCCCUCUCAGUGACAGACAGCUCACAGAAGAAGACGACUUGAUGCAGAAUGUUCUGACACAAGUUGCUGACCAUUUUUCAAGAAUUUUCAAAGUCAAUGACCUGAAAACUGAAAUCUCAAGCAGGUUGGCAGCAUUGGAAAAGAGGGUUGAAUUGGAAGGCUUAAAGAUGGUGGAAAUAGAGAAAUGUAAGAAUGACCUGAAGGUACUCAAGGAUGAAUUGUCCUUAGGCAGCAGAUCAAACACAUCUUGCAAGCACACAAUCGUGGAGGAACCUAUAAAACUGACUCUGCAACGUGAUGUUCCAAAAUAUCCCAAGUACACACUAUCCCAGGAGACGAUCGAAGCACUGAAAAAGCCAACCUUUGAUGUCUGGCACUGGGAGUACAAUGAGAUGCUUAGCUGUCUGGAGUACAUGUACCAUGAUCUGGGACUGGUGCAGGAGUUUAACAUGAACCCCAUCACACUGAAACGCUGGCUGCUCAGCAUUCAGGAGAACUACCGGAAUAAUCCCUUCCACAACUUCCGGCACUGUUUCUGUGUGACGCAGAUGAUGUAUGGCAUGAUCCAUCUGUGUGACCUACAGGAGAGACUGAGUCUGACAGAUUUGGUGAUCUUAAUGACUGGAGCGAUAUGCCAUGAUCUUGAUCACCCUGGAUAUAACAAUGCGUAUCAGAUCAAUGCCCGCACUGAGCUUGCUGUCCGCUACAAUGACAUUUCCCCACUGGAGAACCAUCACUGUGCUGUCGCCUUCCAGAUCCUCUCGCAGCCCGAAUGCAACAUAUUCGCUAAUGUGGACCCAGAGGUCUUCAAACAGAUCAGGCAGGGUAUUAUUACACUUAUCUUAGCGACAGACAUGGCUCGACAUGGAGAGAUAUUGGACUCAUUCAAACCAAAGGUUGCUACCUUUGACUUCUUGAACGAAGAACACAAGAUAAGUCUGAAAAUGCUUCUUAUCAAAUGCUGUGAUAUUUCCAAUGAAGUCCGGCCGACCGAAGUGGCAGAUCCUUGGGUUGACUGCUUGCUUGAAGAAUACUUUACACAGAGUGACAGGGAGAAAUCUGAAGGUCUCCCGGUAGCUCCAUUCAUGGAUCGCGAUAAGGUUACAAAGCCCACAGCUCAGAUUGGAUUCAUCAAGUUUGUCCUCAUACCAACAUUUGAAACACUGAUGAAAUUGUUCCCACAGAUUGAAGAAGCCAUGGUACAGCCUCUCCGAGAUUCUAGGGAUCGCUAUGAAGAGCUAAAGCAGAUUGAUGAUGCCAUGAACGAGUUGCGGAAGAAAACAGAAAAUAUUCCCCUUGGAUGGAAGAAGAAAUGAUUUUCUUCGAUUUCAAACUACAGUUAUACCUCUGGCUCUUCCACCUGGCUUGAAGAAAAUAUUGGAUAUUGAUAGAACAGCUAUCAAGUUGAGUGAAAUCACGUCAAUUUAUCCUUUAACUUUUGCAAAUAGAUAAAGAUAAACUGCAGAACCAUAAUUAAAUUCAACCAACACUUGGAACAUAAGUCAAUGGUUUUCCACUGAAUUUUGGAAUCAGGUUAGGUCUUUUUUUUUUAAAACAUUUUGGAAGAUUGGGAAAAACAAAAAUCAGUCAGUCUCAGAAUUCUGGAAGUUUAUUCUAAUUUCACAACAUUUCAUUUUUAAUUAAUAGUCAUUGGAUAAGUUGUACCUGCCACUAAACUGGAAUCUCCAAAGUCAGAGGAACACUGGUAUUCAGAACUGUAAUAAAGUAUAAUUACCUUAUCAGGUAGAGAAAAUGCCCCUUUCCCUUACCAUUUCGUCACCCCAGUAAAGACUAGCACAAAUAACCAAAACUCCGGAACACCUUGCAUUGUGCCAAGAGACGUUUAUUGACAUAAAAUCUCUACAGUGCAGAAACGGGCCAUUUGGCCCAUCACGUCUGCACCAACCCUCCAAACAUCAUCCCACCC
Molecule: messenger RNA, 2276 nt
Organism: Chiloscyllium plagiosum (whitespotted bambooshark)
Lineage: Eukaryota; Metazoa; Chordata; Chondrichthyes; Orectolobiformes; Hemiscylliidae
Product: high affinity cGMP-specific 3',5'-cyclic phosphodiesterase 9A
Biological process (GO): signal transduction
Molecular function (GO): 3',5'-cyclic-nucleotide phosphodiesterase activity
Source: RefSeq, a predicted model, not a curated record